AUGGGACCUAUGUUUCCCCUGUUCGCCGCCGACUUCCAUCUCAACGACACGCAGCUGAGCUUUUUGACUGGAGCUUGCUUUCUCGCUCUUGGCUUUGCGAACUUUAUCAUAGUUCCCUGGUCGAAGACCUUCGGACGACGCUUAGCAAGUCUCACAUUUUGCUUGCUCGGCAUUACUUCGUGUAUUUGGCAAGCUCUGGCUACUUCAUACACCAGUAUGCUUGCUGCCCGCGUUAUAAAUGGGAUUGCUACAGCUACCAGUGAGACACUCAUGGGCUACUUCCUCGGUCUGUUUAUUGGCACUAUCAUCUCCGGUAAUAUCGCGCAAAGAUACGGCUGGCGUAGCUUCUUCUGGCUCUCUCUAGCGCUAACUUGCUUCAACUUCAUCACUCUCAUGUUAUGUUUCCCUGAAACCCAUUUCCGCAGGUACUCAACCUCAGAGAACUCCGAGCCCAGAACAACUAUAUCCUCCGACCAAAGCAUCAAACAACAAGACCCAAAGAACCUCGCGGAAUCUUCUAUACUCAACGCACCCCCAUAUAAUUUUUCGCCAUCUGGUGUGGGGUAUGCGAAUUUCGCAUUCGUCGUGGGCGGCUUGAUUGGACUUGCUACCGCGGGCCCGCUCUCGGAUUGGGUUGCUGUACGCGCUACAAAGCGCAAUAAUGGCAUUCGAGAAGCGGAGAUGCGGUUGCCAGCUCUUAUUCCCUAUUUCUUUAUUACCGUUGUUGGUAUUGUGGUUGGUGGCGUGGCCUAUGAUCGGCUUUGGGAUUGGCUUGUGAUUCUGGUUGUUGGAUACGGAGUUUGCGUGACCGCUGUUCCUACAAUCGCCAUUGCCUAUGCUGUUGACUGCUACAAGCCCGUUUCUGGGGACAUCAUGGUUGUUGCCACUGUGAUUAAAAAAUACUUGUGGUUUUGUCAUGAGUUAUUGGGUUAUGCCGAUGGCAGCACGAAGAGGCUUUUUGCUGCCUGCCAUGGUGGAAUGGGCGUUGACGGUUGGACCGCUGGUGCUGGGCCUUCCGUUCUAUUUCUAUGGAAAGAGUCUGCGUAG
Molecule: messenger RNA, 1047 nt
Organism: Talaromyces rugulosus
Lineage: Eukaryota; Fungi; Ascomycota; Eurotiomycetes; Eurotiales; Trichocomaceae
Exons: 4
Coding region: 1-1047 (348 amino acids)
Biological process (GO): transmembrane transport
Molecular function (GO): transmembrane transporter activity
Source: RefSeq, a predicted model, not a curated record